UUCCAAUUCUUCAUUUUCUUCUUUUCCCCUCCUACCUUCCCCUCCCUUUUCUUAUUGUUCGAAGAUCUCGGUUUCAAUUUUCUGUUUAGUUAUCGGGAGUUCUGCUUUUCCUCCCUUGUUGCCGAUUACUCUUUUUUUGCCUCGCGCAUUUCCAGUGUUUUCCCAGGUUUUCCUCAACAUCUAGCUUUUCACGCCCGUCUCUUUGCUUGGCUUCGUUACGACUUGAUCUCACGCCGGUCUUUCUUUAACGACUCCACGAAGUUCUAG
This is a messenger RNA of Penicillium psychrosexuale, 267 nucleotides long. RefSeq lists its product as uncharacterized. The transcript is spliced from 2 exons. The record is from RefSeq and is a predicted model, not a curated record. The annotation marks the transcript as partial. Lineage: Eukaryota; Fungi; Ascomycota; Eurotiomycetes; Eurotiales; Aspergillaceae.